Molecule: messenger RNA, 663 nt
Organism: Caenorhabditis remanei
Lineage: Eukaryota; Metazoa; Nematoda; Chromadorea; Rhabditida; Rhabditidae
Exons: 6
Coding region: 1-663 (220 amino acids)
Source: RefSeq, a predicted model, not a curated record
AUGUUUUCCCUUCUUUUUCUUUUUUCUUUCUCAAUCAAUAUUGUUCAUUCUAUUAAAUGUUUCGGAGGAGUUGCGGAAUUCGGAAUAGUGAAAGACGACUAUGUCGAUUACAUCUGUCCAUCCUUGAAUUCUUGUUAUAUUCGAUUGGUGAUUGAGAAUGCGAAUAAGCCGGAUCAAAAGGCGACAAUGAUGAAGGGUUGUUUGGAAAAAGCAAUGGAAGAUUCAUAUCAGAAUGUGCCGCUGUGUUCCAGUAUCGACUUCUCAAAUAUUACUAGCGACGACGCAAUUCCAGGAGAAAUCAAGUGCACAUGUUCUAGGGACUUUUGUAAUGGAAGUUUCGAGGACGAUCCUAACCUCUCGACUGGAGUUUCCAACCACCUAAUAGCUUUUUUCAUACUUAAAACUUGUCACAUAAACACUGAAUCAUCAUCACUUUGCGCAUCGAUCGAACCGAACGCGUUGUUGUCAAAACCGAAACCAUACAAGUAUUGUGAAGAACCUGAAAACAUAUCCGGUUCAAAUGCAGUACUCUUUCUUGUCUUUCCUUCAUCAUCUUUGCUUUUCCACGUGGACUUUCUACUCAUUUCUAUGCCACCUUCUCCACCAACUGAUCCAUUUGCUUGUGCAUCUCCUCCACCAGUCGUUCCCAUUGCACUCACCUGA